Messenger RNA from Tripterygium wilfordii, 1286 nucleotides. RefSeq names its product serine/threonine-protein kinase SRK2A-like. Gene Ontology annotation, molecular function: ATP binding; protein serine/threonine kinase activity. The transcript has 11 exons. The record is from RefSeq and is a predicted model, not a curated record. Bases 92 to 670 code for a protein of 192 amino acids. Lineage: Eukaryota; Viridiplantae; Streptophyta; Magnoliopsida; Celastrales; Celastraceae. Gene Ontology annotation, biological process: protein phosphorylation; intracellular signal transduction.
CUAUAAAUCCGUAAUCCAAGGUGGGUUUUGCGAGCACUCACUUUCUCCCUUGAUAGUUUUACAAGAGAAGUCAUGGGUCGUCCUCCAAGUAAUGGCGGGCCUGUGUUUCGCUUCAUGGCCCACAGAGGGUGUAGAAUUUGUGGGGGCGUUGCCUGAUAAAAUGAAUGGUUAUGAUGGAGUAUUCUACAACUACUUUAGCAUAGGGGAAUUAUGCAUGGUUGUUGAUUUUUUGCAAAUUGAUGAGAAUGUGGCAAUGGAGAUCAUAAAUCAUAGGUUACUAAGGCACCCUAACAUAAUCCGCUUCAAGGAGGCGAUUUUAACACCCACACAUUUGGCUAUUGUGAUGAAGUAUGCUCCUGGUGGAGAGCUAUUUGUGCGAAUCUACAAUGCCGAUAGAUUUAGUGAAGAUGAGGCUAGGUAUUUCUUCCAGCAGCUGAUCUCGGGUGUCAAUUACUGUCACUCCAUGCAAAUAUUCCAUAGGGAUUUGAAACUGGAAAACACUUUGCUAGAUGGAGGCCCUGCUCCACGCUUGAAAAUUUGUGAUUUUGGUUACUCGAAGUCAUCUCUGCUGCAUUCAAGACCCAAAUCUAGAAUUGGAACUCCAACAUACAUAGCACCAAAAGUUCUUUCAUGGCGAGGAUAUGAUGGCAAGAUGCCAUACAUUUUGUAACCAUUUCUAACUCCCACGUGAUGAAAAAAAGUCAAAGAUCUCGAGAAGAAAAUAAUCCCAUUAAUGGCGAGGUUCAAACUCUUCAUGACAUUAACAAGCAGCAUGGGAGGGCCAAGGAGAAAGAGAUGUGGAAGCAUCUCCAAUAUACAUAAUGUGUAGGCAUGCGUAAGAUAUCAUUAUGUUACAAUUCCUGCUCUUAAAAACUCAAGGAAGUAGGGAAGACCUGUUCCAUCGGCAUUACUGGUCUUUUCGUAUAGAAUCGGCAUUACUGUUCUUUCACUGGAUGUCUUUACAUAUGUGCUUGAUGAGUGUCGUCUGCUGCAAUUGACGUGAUUCUUGGUUAUAGCCACUACUGUAAAUGAUUCAACAUUGGAAGAAUUCUUGCCUUACUUGAAGAGCAGUGGUGUUGGUGUAAUCAGUACUUCUCUUGCAAUGGGCCUUCUUACAAAAGUUGGCCAUUAUUGUCAUUGAAUAAAUUGUCAAAUAUGAUUGAUUGGUGUGUAAGGUUGAUUAAUUAAAGAAAAGCACAAAUGGUGAAGUCAGCUGUGAACAAGACCAAGAAUGUGAUAAUUGCAGCGGGAUGCUAGAGUUUGCCGUGUUGUGUUCAAGUCAUCAA